ACACUGGGAUAUGGCCACAGGGAUUUAUUAAAACAGCGGGAAUGGGACCAUGGACAUGAGCCAAAGAGGAUGCCGCGCGGACGAACCGGAUUUGAAGAUGGUGGGAAAUGCACCUGUCGGCUGAGAUUCCUGACCUCAGUGAGAGGGUCAGCAGUCCCCCCUCUUGAACGAAUUCUACCACUAUAAAGAGGCAUGUUGGUGGUGUAAAACGGUGGGUUCCUUGUGCCCGUGGAACAUGGAAAUGCAAGGACCCUCUCUGGAGUCAACGCUGAUGGGUUUUGAGAGGGACCCGGUGGCGUUCCCGCAUCACAGGCCAAAUCACAUGGUGGUCGGAUCAAAACAACAUCAACAAAGACCGCAAGUAGACACCCCCGCGCCUUCCUUUCCGAGCUACCGAUUGCGGAUGUACGACGGCGACGACGACAGUGAAGAUGAAGAUGACGAUGACGACGACUCGUGCGCCUGGAAUGAGGGGGAGGAGGAGAACGGCUCGGGUGCGGAGGAGCGCUCCGGCCAACUACACCACCACAACCAACGUGCUUGCGCGCUGGCGGGCAGCGCGCACGCGGGGUACUCCGCGAGUUCCAAGCGCAGGAGGAACAUCACCAUCGUGCAGAGAAAGGCGGCCAACGUGCGCGAGAGGAAGCGCAUGUACGGCCUGAACGAGGCGUUCGACGCGCUGCGGCGCAAGGUGCCCGCGUUCGCGUACGAGAAGCGGCUGUCGCGCAUCGACACGCUGCGCCUGGCCAUGUUGUACAUCUCCUUCAUGAGUGACCUGCUGGGGGACAGGAGCUCGCGUUAGCACCGGAAGCGGUCUGUGACUGUCCGAGAACCCGUUUAGUCUUAACCUGCCGCUUAUAUUUAAAAAAAAAGUUUGUUUGAUGCUAUUUCAUUUUAUGUCUACAUUAAUUUUUGCAUAGCACACCACGUAUUAUAAACUGUAGAUGUGAUUGCGAUGUAUUUAACACACUUUCAUGGUGCGUUUUAGAUGAGUGAAUUGUUUCGUAGCACUUCCAAAUAUGUGGUUUCUGUGUGGUUUGGAUAACCUAAUAUGACAAUAACAACUGACCCUUCAUGCUUGUGGUUGAGCAUCUGUUCAUUCAUGGAGCUCCCAGGUAGAGGAGUCUGAUGUGUGUCGUGAUGAGUGAUGAGCCGGUGUUGUCCUGCAGGAUUUCAGAACCGUGGAGAGCAACACCGUCAACCUCACGGCGUGUUCACCUAUGGAGGUGAACACGCGAGGUCUCGGGGUAGAAAAAGACUCAAAGAGCAGGAAAUUAUGUCACUUUUAAUCAUGAGCCUUGAUGAGUCUGUCAGGCCUACGAGACAUUUGGGUGCUGGGCCCUUUAGGCCUAAACCCAACGCAGACAUCAUCGCCGUCUUAAGGACUGCCCGUGGGCUUGGCUGAAUGGUGUCGAAGAAAGAGACAAGCAAUAGAACAUUUCACAAAGUAAUGCAGCAAAAAUGCAAAAAACUAAACAAGAAAGGAGACUUGUGCAUGAAGCAGGUGUGUGCGCGUUUGUGUGCGUGUGCGUGUGUGUGUGUGUGUGUGUGUGUGUGUGUGUGUGUGUGUGUGUGUGUGUGUGUGUGUGUGUGUGUGUGUGUGUGUGUGUGUUCAUGCUUGUGUGUUCGUGCUUGUCGAGCAGGAAAGUCUUAGCCACGCACGCACACAC
Molecule: messenger RNA, 1670 nt
Organism: Gadus morhua (Atlantic cod)
Lineage: Eukaryota; Metazoa; Chordata; Actinopteri; Gadiformes; Gadidae
Product: fer3-like protein
Exons: 1
Coding region: 236-802 (188 amino acids)
Biological process (GO): regulation of transcription by RNA polymerase II; developmental process
Molecular function (GO): protein dimerization activity; RNA polymerase II transcription regulatory region sequence-specific DNA binding; DNA-binding transcription factor activity, RNA polymerase II-specific
Source: RefSeq, a predicted model, not a curated record